Molecule: messenger RNA, 948 nt
Organism: Ilyonectria robusta
Lineage: Eukaryota; Fungi; Ascomycota; Sordariomycetes; Hypocreales; Nectriaceae
Product: feruloyl esterase B
Exons: 1
Coding region: 1-948 (315 amino acids)
Cellular component (GO): extracellular region
Molecular function (GO): hydrolase activity
Source: RefSeq, a predicted model, not a curated record
AUGUCUCGAAUCACUUCCUUCCUCGCCGGCUUUGCGGCACUUGUCUCUGCCGCGGAGCUUCAGCAAGUCACCUCUUUUGGGCCCAACCCUACCAACGUCUCCUUCUACCUCUAUGUCCCCGAUUCCUUUCGGCCCUCAGCUCCUCUCCUGGUCUAUCCUCACUGGUGCCACGGAACGGCCCAAGAUGCUUUCGAAUUCAAACCAUGGCGUUCACUAGCCGAUGACUUGGGUUUCAUCACCAUCUACCCAUCGUCGCCAUGGACUGCAGACCACUGUUGGGAUGUGUCUUCCACACAGACUCUUCAUCAUAAUGCGGGAGGAGACUCACUCGGAAUAGCCAGCAUGGUCAGGUGGACUCUGGCCAACUACGACGUGGACGAAGACCGGGUCUUCGUGACAGGCAUUAGCUCUGGCGCAAUGAUGACGAAUGUCUUGAUCGGCUCGUAUCCAGAGUUAUUUGCCGCCGGGUCUGCCUUGGCUGGAGUACCUUUCGGUUGCUACGCCGGUGACGGGUAUGCCGUUUGGAAUAGCGAUUGUGCCACGGGUCAGAUUGACCGAACCGGCAAAGAAUGGGCGAAAAUCGUCCAUAACGCGUACCCAAAGUACAAGGGGCCCCGGCCGAAGAUGCAGGUUCUCCACGGAACUGUUGACAACAUCGUCAAUGUUACCAACUACUACAACGAGGUCAAACUCUGGACCACUAUUCUGCAUACGGGAGCUAAACCCACUUUGAUCGAGGAGAACAACCCGCAAACUAACUGGACAAAAUACGUUUAUGGUCACAAAGGGCUCUUUGAGAGUUUUCUGGCUGGAGGGGUGGAUCACAAUAUCCCAGACGAAGCCGACGAGAUCGUCAGAUUCUUUGAGCUUGAUUGUACUGGAAAACGUUGCUUCUCAAGGAAGUCUCUUCGAGGUCGUGGCAAACGUUAUUGGAGGAGGUCGGUUUAA